Molecule: messenger RNA, 1724 nt
Organism: Artibeus jamaicensis (Jamaican fruit-eating bat)
Lineage: Eukaryota; Metazoa; Chordata; Mammalia; Chiroptera; Phyllostomidae
Product: basic proline-rich protein-like
Exons: 2
Coding region: 323-697 (124 amino acids)
Source: RefSeq, a predicted model, not a curated record
UAGAUGAUCGGUAGGGGAUAGAUGAUUAGAUAGAUGACAGAUGAUUGAUAGAUAAGGGAAACUGCCUCCUUUGCUUUCCCUGAAGACCAGAGAAAAGCGCGUUUCUCAAGGCCUGCCUUUUGCCAGCUCUGCAGGGUUCGGGGUCCCCCGGGUACAGUAUGGUGGAUGGGGGUAAACCUGCCCCUUACUGCCAUUGAAGGCAGCAACCGCGCGGCUGGAGAGUGUAAUUUGCGCGGCGGGGUGCGCAGGGCUGGAGAAGGUUGUCGCACGCCAUGGACAUUAUUUUUCACUCAACAGCUAUUUAAGUGCAAGCGGCCGCAGAAUGGAAGGGGGCGGCGGUCUCAGGAACCGGCCGUGCCCACCUGGGCUUCCCCUCCCGGCCGAUCUUCCGCCCCCCCUAGCUCUAGUCCCUUGGCACCUACCUCCUUUCACGGAGCCUGUGGUGUGCCCCCUCGCAGACCCGCACGUGCAAGGCUGCGCCCCUAGAGGCCACCCAGGUCGAGUCGGGGACGGGCUCGGAGGGCGCACGGUGGCUGCGGCUGCUCCGCUGGCAGUUGCAGGCAAGGAUCGUGCGCUGACGCCGGGCAAGGAUGCGCCGGGACCUCCCGCCCAGGCGCGGCGCGGGCCCCCAGGCCAGAAGAGGUAUGGCCAGCAGCCCGGGAAAGCAGAGGCCCGGAGACUCCCGGCCCCAGGCUAGGACGGCCGCCCCGCCUUCAAGAGCCCAGAGGACUCUUCCACUGUGAUCACCAAGUGGAAGAAACAAAAGCGGUUCAUCUCUGAGUAAGAGGGUGAGGUAAACCCUCGAGGAGGGUGAGGCGCCCGGAAUACGCACAAAGGAAGACCCCGGGGCCAGCCCAAGGACACGCCCCGCGCGGAAGUCUGGAGUGGCUCACCGCAGAUUCACCACCCGGCCAUCCCGCACCCUCCUGUCGGAUUCAGUCCAAAGACAGCGGGCAGGGUGGGUGAUCUCGGGGAAUUUACACCGCUUUGUUCACGUUACACACAUUUGUUGAGUGUUUAUUUCAUGCCAGGCCUUCAGCCGAGCUCAGAGGAUACAGUAGUUAUAAAACAGACAUGAAAAUUAUGGUUCCCCCACCUGUAAAAUGGGCGGAGGGAUGGGCCAACCUCCAUUCCAUGACGGAAUUAGAUGCAGUAUAAUUCAGGCUUUAGCGAUUUACAUCAAUCACAUAAAGCUUGCAAUAACUUAAACACAAAUGUAAAAUGUUAUGAAAUUUAGAAUUGGAAUCCUUGUUUUUUCUUGAACAUCACCAUAUAUAGCCAUUAUUGUGGUUUUCAAAGUAUUUUAAAUUUAAUUUUACAAGGUCAUUUAAUAAUUGUCAGCAAGUAUGGGAUGUUAUAGUUGAACCAUAAUGAAAAACUUGAAACUCUGAAUUUCCUAAUUUGGCAGUUUGUCAACUCCGGGAAGGGGGAAAACCUCUUCUGACCCGACUUCGGCCCAGGCCAACACCCACGGAACAGCUGUGCCUUAUAUAUCUUGAGCAUAAAGAGCCUAAAAGUUUGCUUUCCGGAGCCUGUUCAUGGCUGAAUGGGACACAGGCUGCCUUCAAAAUCUUGUGUGUGAUCUGGAAGUAGUAACGACUGUAUUUACACCGAACUGGUUUCUUAUUUUAGUUGAAAAUAUCUGGAUUGUGCCAAAGAAUUUAAUUGUUUUUAAGCUUUGCUUGUCCUAGAUUUUUAAGAAAGAUUUCAUUGAAAUCGUGUGU